Pungitius pungitius (ninespine stickleback) is the source of this 3219-nucleotide messenger RNA. RefSeq names its product activity-dependent neuroprotector homeobox a (gene adnpa). The transcript is spliced from 4 exons. Lineage: Eukaryota; Metazoa; Chordata; Actinopteri; Perciformes; Gasterosteidae. Bases 351 to 2888 code for a protein of 845 amino acids. The record is from RefSeq and is a predicted model, not a curated record. Gene Ontology annotation, cellular component: nucleus. Gene Ontology annotation, biological process: regulation of gene expression.
AUUUUAGAUUGAGAGUUGGUUGACUUGAAAUAGGUGCCGAUAGCUUGCAGCCUGGCCUGACCACAAGUGCAAGUACAAUACUAAUAAGUAGAGUCCAUUUAGUGGUCGUGGCGGUCAUCGGUUUGUGAGUCUGCAUGAAAUGUGCGGCACACUGCCCGGGCUUUCAUUCCUCCAGCUAGCUUGCAGCUAUAGCAGAGCAGAUGUCAGAGAUAACAAGCUAGCAUAGUUAGCUAGCUGAAUAUCAGCGCCGGCUGUGAGGAAAGUGAACAUCAACAUCAAUCUGCACGUCAUCAACCCUCCGGUCACCGUCUUUGUUAGAAAGCUGUUUCCCACAACGAUCUCCAGGAGAAAUGUAUCAGCUUCCAGUGAAUAACCUUACGAGAAUUAGAAGAGCUAGGAAACAGGUGAAAAAAAACCUUGGAGACAUUGGACUUGAGUUCUGCAAGGAGGCAGCAGAGGAGUUCAAAGAGUUUUGUCCUGAUGAGCAAUAUGUAAAGGCUAGUCUUUGCAUUGAUAUCUGUGGUUGGGAUUCAUCUUACUCCAAAACACAGGAAUAUAGAUCAAAGCCAUUUUGCUGCACUGAGUGCCCCUUUUCUUCCAAAUACUACUCAGGCUACAAGAAUCACUUCCGCAAUGUACACAGGAAAAUCUUUGAGAGUAAAAUUCUGCUCAACUGUCCAUACUGCACGUUCACUGCAAGCAAGAGAAUUUUGGAAACUCACGUUAAAAUAUUCCACAUACCUAGUUCGACACGGCAGAAUUAUGGAGCUUCGCAGGGAGCUGCUCUGGGAAAGAAGGACAAAACGUUUCUUGAUAGGGUAAAACAGAGAGAUGGUGUGGAGAAAGCAAUGUACUUUUGCAAAAAAUGCACCUUUCGGGACAGUCUCUACAAUGUUGUGAGAAGACACAUAUACAGGGAACAUUUUCGGCAUAUUGUCUCACCAUAUUUUGCUAUAGUUCCUGAAUCAUCUGUCAAAAAUGGGGCUAAUCCUGUCAAUGGCAACAACAUCCUUUGUAAGCGCUGCCAGUUUUCCACCCGCAGCUAUGAGGCUCUAGUUCAGCAUGUGGUAGAGUACCACGAGCGCAUUGGUGCUCAAGUAACCACUAUGAUCGGACAUGCUAACGUUAUUGUUUCCAGGCCUAAAUCCUUGCCGGUUACUUCUCAGAAAGGUCCUCUGAUCUUAAGGGGCCAAAAACUUAGGACUCACCCAACAGCACAACCAGUUAUUGGAUAUUUAAAACCAGUGUCCCCUGUUAAGAAUCAGUCCUCUGUCACAGCCAGUCAGAUGCGCGCCAUUGUUCCAAGCAACAUUUUAAUGGCUGAAAGUAAUGCUGCUGGGGUAAACACGGCACAGACACAGAAGUGGAAGAUAUGUACUGUUUGCAAUGAGCUUUUUCCGGAAAACCUCUACAACGCCCACUUUGAGAGUGCACACAAGGCAAAGAGAGUUUGGGCACUGGCAAAGUACAUCAUGAAAAUCCACAAUUUCACCAGCAAGUGCUUGCUUUGCAACCGCUAUCUGCCCAGUGAUACACUGCUAAACCACAUGCUAAUCCACGGGCUCACCUGUCCACAGUGCCACUCUGCUUUCCACAAUGUGGAGAAAAUGAUCGAGCAUGUUGCUCAGGCUCAUCCUGAUGACUUUGUCGGACCCCCUGGUGCAUCCCCUUUAACCUUUGAUCUCACCCUUAAACAAGAUAAGUCCAGUAAUGUACAGCUUGUUGUGCUCACUUUUAACAUGAAAGAAUCCAUAAAUGGUAAAGGCCAGUCUGCCGCCGCUCAGAUUAGUGUUCCACCUCAGGUCAAACUCACCGCUCCCAGAAUAAUUGAAAAGAAAACCGAGACAGUUCCACGAAGUUUCACUGCACUACCGUACAAGAGUGAGGUUGGGAAGACUCUCUGUCCUCUGUGCUUCACUAUCCUCAAAGGGCCCAUCUCGGACGCUUUGGCCAUGCAUCUGAGGGAGCGACAUCAGGUGCUUCAAACGAUGCAUCCGGUUGAAAAGAAGAUGACAUACAAGUGCAUACAUUGCCUAGGAGUAUACACUAGUAACAUGGUUGCCUCUACGAUCACACUGCAUCUAGUGCAGUGCAGGGCGGUUGGCAGGAGCCAGGCCGGCGAGGGCUUCAAGUCGGCCUUGACUCUGAACUCAUCAGGGGCUGGCUUCCUCAAGAGGCAGCCACCGACGCAGGCCAUGUCCAACCCCAAGAAGAUGAAGCUGAGCAAGGAGUCAAAGAUGUCCUCCACAGCCGUCGGGAAUGAGUCUGAAUCUGAUGGCCUCGCUCUGGAUCCUAGAGGUUAUGAGCACAAGACGUAUGAGGCCAGGAAGAACUUCCUGACUUCCUAUUUCAACCGGCGACCAUACCUCUCUUCUCAAGAAGAGGAGAAGCUCUCUGCGAGUCUGUGGCUUUGGAAAUCUGACAUUGCAAGUCACUUUGCAACCAAGAGAAAGACGUGCGAGAGACUAUGUGAGACCAGGAAGCUGUCUGUUUUGCUCGGCUUUGACAUGCACGCCGUAAAGAAAGUCCAGCACGACUUGAUCUUUGUGGAGAGCGAGCUUUUUUGCACCUCAACUGGGAGAUCCGGAGGCCUCAAGUCUGGCACUCCAAGCACAGACCAAAACAAGCAGUGUGAGACACUAAACUGUACCUUAAAACUCAGUACCUGCCCAGAGACCAUUUCCAUUGACUCAGACAGUGAACCAGAAGCAGAGGAUGGGCCUGCUGAGAAUGGAAGGAUUGACACAAACCAAGACGAGAAUGUUGAAUCUGAGGAGGCAGUGAACCUGACUGAAGACAUGGAACCUUUGAACACGUCUGAUUCCUCAACAGAGAAGGAGUGCACUUUGCAAGAUGGAAAUGCAGAUGCUUUGGUGACUUUCUGUUAGUGGACCUGCUUACCAGUGUGGCUUGAUUCAGAGAAGGUGUAUAGAUAAAGAUGGGGUGGAAACAAAAACAGCUAGUAAGAAAGAAGAAAAGUUAUUAUUAUAGUGCACAAAUAAGUGCAUUGUAUAUACUUUAGCUUCUCAUCUCUUGAGUUUCUUCAUACAAUAUUCUUCACUUUAAAAUGUCAGAAUUUACAGUCAUUAUGCCUACUCCCCCACUUCCAUUAGUUUUUUUUGUUCCUUAUUUUCAUUUCACAUUUGCAACGUGUAGAAUAUGCUAACCCCAUAUGACAUUGUUUAAUUAAAUAUGUUUAAUAAAAAACAUUUGAUUUUU